UCAACUACCUGAACCAGUUCGGUGGGGAAACACCGGCCAAACGUCUCGUUAUUUCGCACAAGCGCAGAAAUUUCACCGGUGCAUUAGAAGCGUCAUUAGUUUCAUUGACAGGCCGGUCAUGGCGACAUCUUCAGAGGAGUGCAGGUUUCUGGAUGAUUUGAAGAGAAAACGUGUUAAAAUAACUCUGUUCGAUACUCAAAUCACCGGCGUCAUCAAGCGCAUCACUCAGAAGAAGACCGUGAUUUUAGAGGACGUGUCUGAAGUGAAAAGCGGACGGAAAUUUCCAGGCGUCAAAAUCAUUUUCGGACACGAAAUUCGUAAAGUGGAGUUUACCCAUUCAGCCAAUCAGGACACGCUUGGUAAUGAAGAGUACAAAUCCGAAAUCCACUCGUUCAAGAAGACGGGACUAGAUGAUGUACAUGAGGACUGUGUCAAUUAUGUGGUGAUUGAUGAGCUUCAUGAGAAGUUCGGCCCAGCAGUUAUGCACAUCCAAGCACAAAAAGUCAUCGGGGUCGGCGCUGAUGUUUUUGGACAGACUGCACAAGAGAGACUGUGCUGGCUGCAGGUGGCCACUAAGAAGGUAGUGUACCUGUUUGAUGUCCUCCUGCUCGGUGGACAAGCUUUUAAAAACGGCCUGUCCAUGAUAAUGGAGAAUCCCCACGUCCUGAAGGUGGUUCACGACUGCCGCUGCGUUGCCCGAUGCCUGAAAGCAGAGUUCAGGGUCAACCUCACCAACGUCUUUGACACUCAGGUCGCUGAUCUCAUGCUCUUCUACAACGAGACCGGAGGUUUCCUCCCGGACCGGGUCAGCUCCCUCCAGGAGGUGCUCAGACUUCACCUCAAACUCCCCACGACUGACCUGUUACCUCUGUGGACCAAAGAACUCCACCGCAAGGAGUGUCCUGAGGUGUGGUACGUCCGCCCGUCCACUCCUGCCCUGAUGAACGUCAUGGCCGCCUCUGUCUGUCAUCUUCUCCCUCUGCGCCUCGUGCUUCUCGAUGCCCUGAUGUCAGAUUACACCAUUCUGGUCGAUGCCUUCAUGAGCAGCUACCACAACCAGUCUGUUCAUAUGGAGCAGGGUGAAUGGACGCUCCCUGAGGAAGCGGAGGAGCUGCUGUCAGUGCGGCAGGAGCGGAUGGACUGGGCCGCUCGACGAUACUCUAUGACCGACGCCGGCCUUCUGAAACGCUCCAGCUUCGACACUCAGGCCGACUCUGCGUUUGACAUGGCAUGACAUGUUGUCCAUGUAUCAGUAACUAAUGUUAAAUGACCUGAUAACCCCGUGAGAACUCUUCGUCUGAUAUAGUUGAGCACGUUUGUCAUAUUAUUACUUCCAAAAAGAAGACAAGACUUUUGUUUGAUCUUUUGAUUGAUCUUCACUCAGCUCUACCAUGUGAGGAGUGUUUUUGUAUUACAUGUAAGGCUCUUCUUUAGUUCUGUCGACUUUCUGUUAGUUCUGUUUGUUCAUAGUGUGAAGUGCAUAGUAAUUAAAAGCUUGUUUUUGCUUAA
Molecule: messenger RNA, 1509 nt
Organism: Labeo rohita (rohu)
Lineage: Eukaryota; Metazoa; Chordata; Actinopteri; Cypriniformes; Cyprinidae
Gene: exd1
Product: exonuclease 3'-5' domain containing 1
Exons: 11
Coding region: 119-1234 (371 amino acids)
Biological process (GO): nucleobase-containing compound metabolic process
Molecular function (GO): 3'-5' exonuclease activity; nucleic acid binding
Source: RefSeq, a predicted model, not a curated record